Messenger RNA from Rotaria sp. Silwood2, 234 nucleotides. The record is from the annotation of a GenBank genome assembly. Lineage: Eukaryota; Metazoa; Rotifera; Eurotatoria; Philodinida; Philodinidae.
AUGUUACGCGUCCGCUGUCCUCGAUUACAAAGAUACAAGAAUCUGUUAAAUAAUAUAUCCGAUACUGAAAGUGAUGAUUAUGAAUUAUCACAAUUAUAUCGAUCAUCACAUCAUUUAAUGUUAUCUCUCACUGACGAUGAUAAAACCAAAAAUAAUAGCAUAGCUAUAAUACGUAUUGACUAUAAUUAUGCUAACAUUUUAAAUGAUCAAAACAAUGAAGCAUUUAAUAUUUAA